GCAACAUCCACUGUCCCCGGUCAGAGAAGAUAUUGUGCACAGCAUGUCGUGACCAUGGACGCUUGUGGAGGAAUAUUGAACGAUCGGCCCAGAAGUCUAUGGUGAACGAGGCACAGACGCAUACUCGACUCGAUACACAUGUAGGCUCGACCUUGUUGAGGCUGGCCACGAGCGGAACUCCGAGAUCGAGAUGCCUUCCCGCAUUGACACAGAAGAGCACAGCGGACAGAGUGACGAUGGCAGUGGAUCGUUGUUCGCGAAACUCCAUCAACCUCGAUUUGACCCUGUCGACUUUUUGAACGAUUCUCUGCCCGGCCUGAAUCUGUCAUCUCAAACCCAGAUCGCAAAACCCACACGGUCGACCCAAAUUCAGAGUGCCUCUACCGAGUCACUUGCACUACUUACGUCGCUCAAUACAAUCAGCAUCCGCGCCUCCUCAGAAUUGACGUCUCUAACAGACGAAAUCAUCCGCAGUGGGAAUCGGCUUGCCUAUGAGGUAGAGGUGCUUCGCGGUGAUGUGAAUGGAUUGCACGAACUGUUGACUGACCCGCUACGGGACGACAUUGCCCAUUUUGUCAAGAACGAGAUUGCUAGCAAUGAGCCGCCGAUUUUGAAUCCGGAGGCUGAUGGUGACGACGCCUUGCAGAACGCGGGAUCGGAAUCUGAGCCUGACUUUAUGACUCGACUUCGAUUGCUAGGCAAGGUAAAAGCACGUCUCGAGUCUGUCAUUACCAUUUUCGGGGAAGCAAUGAAAUGGCCCAUACCUCCUUCUGAGCUGUCCAUGGCUUCAUCUCUCAUCUCAGUCUCUUCACCCGAGCUGGGAAUACAAAGCACAGUUGAAGAUGACAAGGCGCACGAGGCAUUGAAAAGUAUUCGGGCAGAGAUCGACGAUCUACUAGGGCCAGAGUCCGCCGGAUAUGCUGGUCUUGAGAACGCUUCUCAAAGAGUCGAAGAAUACAGGCAGCUCGAAAUUCUGUGGAAGGGCACGGGCGAGGAAAAGGCCAGAGUCAAAUUCGUUGAUUCAUUGGUUAAAAUGGUGGAAGACAGGAGGAAGACACUGGAUGCACGAGAGAGGGCUCGAAAUUCUAAGGGGGGGAGUUCGGCACGAUCAAGCUCCGCCGUGGGCAGGAAUCCGAAAAGCUCAAAUGAAGGAAGUGGCGGUGCGGCUGGGCUGUUUCGGAAUCUGCAGCGCUUGAAAGACGAUCUUUAUCUUGAAUGAGCUCGGAAACCCUCAAUCGCACCAAUACCGACACAUCUUCCGCAAUGAUAUUGAAUUGAUUUCAUUUGGGCCGUACUCUCGUCAUCCACUGCAACUUCGCCGGCGCAGGUGUCAAGUCCUCCCCAACAAACAUUCACUGCAUUUGGCCGACCUCGAGACCGCCUGAAAUAGGGUUUAGUUCAUUGAUGUUGCAAUGAUUCUCGCCUCCCGCAGACCGCAUGUCUAAAGUCCCCAUG
Cladophialophora immunda is the source of this 1455-nucleotide messenger RNA. RefSeq lists its product as uncharacterized. Bases 191 to 1219 code for a protein of 342 amino acids. The record is from RefSeq and is a predicted model, not a curated record. NCBI's taxonomy places the organism in Eukaryota, Fungi, Ascomycota, Eurotiomycetes, Chaetothyriales, Herpotrichiellaceae. The transcript has a single exon.